AUGAGGGAGGAGAUGGACACCAGCCCCAUGGUGUCGUCUCUCCUCAGCAGCCUGGCCAACUACUCCAACCUGCCCCAAGGUAGCAAGGAGCACGAGGAGGCCGAGAACAACGAGGCGGAGUCAUCGCGCAAGAAACCCGUCAAGGCCCCCCAGCUCGGCACUCUGAUGGGCGUGUACCUGCCGUGCAUCCAGAACAUCUUCGGAGUCAUCCUCUUCCUCAGGAUGACCUGGUUGGUGGGAAUCGGAGGCGUGGUCGGGUGCUUCAUCAUCGUUUUCAUUUGCUGUUCCACCACCAUGCUGACUGCCAUCUCGAUGAGUGCCAUCGCUACCAAUGGAGUAGUGCCAGCCGGAGGCGCCUACUACAUGAUAUCCCGGUCCUUGGGCCCUGAGUUUGGGGGUGCGGUGGGGAUCUGUUUCUAUCUGGGGACAACCUUCGCCGGAGCCAUGUACAUCCUGGGGGCCAUCGAGCUCCUCCUGAUCUACAUAGCACCCAAAGCAGCCAUCUUUCCCCUGGAGGGUCUGGAGGGGUCCGAGGCGGAGGCCGCCCUGCUGAACAACAUGCGGGUGUACGGCACCAUCCUGCUCUUCUUCAUGGCCACGGUGGUGUUUGUCGGAGUGAAGUACGUCAACAAGCUGGCCCUGGUCUUCCUGGCCUGCGUCAUCCUCUCCAUCCUGGCCGUGUACGCCGGGGUCAUCAAUACUGGAUGGGAUCCUCCAGAAUUCCCUGUGUGUCUCCUGGGCAACCGCACCUUGGUGUCGAAGAACUUCGACGUGUGUGCUAAGACCAUCGAGUCAGCCAACGGGACGGUCACCACCCAGCUGUGGCGCAUGUUCUGUGACUCACCGCUCCUCAACGCGACCUGCGACAAGUACUUCGUAGCCAACAAUAUAUCUCAGGUCCAGGGCAUCCCAGGGGUAACCAGCGGGGUCCUGGCAGAGAACAUGUUUGGGACUUACUAUGAGAAGGGGGACCUGAUUGCCAGGAAAAACAUGGAGUCAGUAGAGGACCAGGACGACCCUCUGACCAACUCAAACCGCUAUGUGCUGGCCGACAUCGGCAGCUUCUUCACGCUGCUCGUCGGCAUCUACUUCCCGUCUGUGACAGGGAUCAUGGCCGGCUCCAACCGCUCCGGAGACCUGCGUGAUGCUCAGAAGUCCAUCCCCAUUGGAACCAUUGCAGCCAUCACCACCACCUCCUUUGUCUACAUGACCAGUGUGGUUCUGUUCGGUGCCUGCAUCGAGGGAGUCGUCCUCAGGGACAAGUUUGGAGAAGGAGUCCACGGGAAUUUGGUCAUUGGCACAUUGGCUUGGCCGUCACCAUGGGUGAUCGUUAUUGGCUCCUUCUUCUCCACCUGUGGGGCGGGGCUUCAGAGUCUGACGGGGGCCCCUCGUCUCAUGCAGGCCAUCGCCAAGGACGGCAUCGUGCCCGCCCUCCGGAUCUUUGGCCAUGCAAAGGCUAACGGAGAGCCCACAUGGUCUCUCCUGCUGACCGUUUGUAUCUGCGAGAUCGGCAUCCUCAUCGCCUCUCUGGAUGCUGUGGCUCCCAUCCUCUCCAUGUUUUUCCUGAUGUGCUACAUGUUUGUGAACUUGGCCUGCGCUUUGCAGACGUUGCUAAGGACUCCAAACUGGAGACCGCGCUUCAAGUUCUACCACUGGGCUCUGUCCUUCCUCGGGAUGAGCUUGUGUCUCACGCUCAUGUUCAUCUGCUCCUGGUACUACGCAAUCAUCGCCAUGUUAAUUGCCGGCUCCAUCUACAAGUAUAUCGAGUUUGCAGGUGCGGAGAAGGAGUGGGGUGACGGGAUACGAGGUCUGUCUCUGAGCGCCGCACGCUACGCUCUCAUGCGUCUGGAGGAAGGUCAACCGCACACCAAGAACUGGAGGCCCCAGCUGCUGACGCUGGUUAGUACAGACUCGGAGCAAAACAUCGAGCAGCCUCGUCUGCUCUCUCUCACCAACCAGCUGAAGGCAGGCAAAGGUCUGACCAUCGUCGGGACGGCUCUAGUGGGAUCCUACUUGGAGAACCAGGAGCAGACCCAGCGUGCAGAGCAGGCGCUUCGUAAACUGAUGGAGACCGAGAAGGUGAAGGGCUUCUGUCAAGUGACCGUGUCCUCCAACCUGCGCGAUGCCACCUCCCACCUCCUCCAGGCCAGUGGGCUGGGGGGCCUGAAACACAACGCUGUGCUGGUGUCCUGGCCCCGCAACUGGAGGCAGGGAGAUGAGCACCAGACCUGGAGGAACUUUGUUGAGUUGGUCAGAGAAACCACCGCGGCUAGCCUGGCUAUGCUCGUCCCGAAGAACAUCGCGGCCUUCCCAUCCAAUGGAGAGCGCUUCACCGAGGGCCACAUCGAUGUUUGGUGGAUCGUCCAUGAUGGAGGCAUGCUCAUGCUGCUGCCCUUCCUUCUCAAACAGCACAAGGUCUGGAGGAAGUGCAAGAUACGCAUCUUUACCGUGGCCCAGUUGGACGACAACAGCAUCCAGAUGAAGAAAGACCUGACCACCUUCCUCUAUCAUCUCCGUAUCGAAGCCCUGGUGGAAGUAGUAGAAAUGCAUGACAGCGACAUCUCAGCCUACACUUACGAGAAGACCCUGGUGAUGGAACAACGAUCGCAGAUGCUUAAACAGAUCAACCUGAGCAAGAAUGAGCGUGAGAGAGAGAUCCAGAGUAUCACUGAUUCAUCCCGCGGGUCAAUCCGCCGUAAGAACCCGGCCGCCGUGACAACCCAGCUGAGUGUGACCGAGGAGCCGGCCGCAGACAGCAAGGAGGAGAAACCCGAGGAAGAGGUAGAGCAUUGCUGA
This is a messenger RNA of Notothenia coriiceps (black rockcod), 2796 nucleotides long. RefSeq names its product solute carrier family 12 member 5a (gene slc12a5a). The record is from RefSeq and is a predicted model, not a curated record. The transcript is spliced from 21 exons. Lineage: Eukaryota; Metazoa; Chordata; Actinopteri; Perciformes; Nototheniidae. The coding region runs from base 1 to 2796 and encodes 931 amino acids. Gene Ontology annotation, biological process: potassium ion import across plasma membrane; chloride transmembrane transport; chloride ion homeostasis. Gene Ontology annotation, molecular function: potassium:chloride symporter activity. Gene Ontology annotation, cellular component: plasma membrane.